This is a messenger RNA of Penicillium odoratum, 1419 nucleotides long. RefSeq lists its product as uncharacterized. The transcript has a single exon. NCBI's taxonomy places the organism in Eukaryota, Fungi, Ascomycota, Eurotiomycetes, Eurotiales, Aspergillaceae. Gene Ontology annotation, molecular function: hydrolase activity, acting on ester bonds. Gene Ontology annotation, biological process: phospholipid catabolic process. Bases 1 to 1419 code for a protein of 472 amino acids. The record is from RefSeq and is a predicted model, not a curated record.
AUGGCUCGAUUAUUGGCGUUGCUUACGCUUGCCCUUGGGGCUGCCUCGUAUCAGCAACCCUUAUCGUUCGACGAGGCGGAACAGCUCAGUAAGCUUCGCGGUGCGAUUCGGAAUGUCGUGGUGCUCGUUCAAGAGAACCUCUCUUUUGACCACUUCGCCGGUGGCCUCACAUAUAACAGCAGCAUCGAUGGCUUAGUGAACCGAAAAUAUUGCAAUCCAGCAAAUGUGUCUGUACCCGAUACCUCCCGGCAAGUUUGCGCAGCCAAUACCGCUCAGAACAUUGCUGCGGAUGAUCCCAAUCACAGCAUUUCGGGGAUCAAUAUGCAGCUAUUUGGAUCAUAUCACCCUCCUGCUUUGGCUGAAUCUUCCAUGGAUGGAUUCAUUACCGAACAACGAGUUUCAUACAGACUGGAGCGUUUGCAGAAACAACAGGAAUUAGAAAGGCCCGGCAGACCAAAAAUCCAGCAUGAUGAAACCCGCGGAAUGUCAUCAGAAAUGAUCGCCCAACUCGAGCGAGAACGCGCAGCUGAAGUUAUCGAUUACUUCACCCCAGAGCAUAUCCCUGUUUUCAAUACGAUCGCAGAAAACUAUGUUCUCUUUGACAGGUGGUUUGCUGCAGUGCCCGGCCCUACCAACCCCAACAGGGCAUAUCUCACGUCGGGUACUUCAUAUGGCCAUGGCAGAAACGAUGAAGGCUUUCUUCGAUCAGAAAUGCCGCAAAAGUCUAUCUUCCAACAAUUAUCGGAGAAGGGAAUUAGCUGGACCAACUACGAGAAUUCAACAAAGUCAAGUCCUGCGUUUUUGCCCGAUGCAAUGUUCUACGAGUGGACCGCAAAAUCGAUCACAAGCAAGACAAGUGUGAAACCUAUCGAGAAUUUUUAUCAAGAUGCCGCCAAUGGUGAUUUGCCACAGUUCACUUGGAUUAACCCCGAAUGUUGCCACUACAUGUCCAUGCACCCCCCGUCUCCAAUAAACAUGGGUGAAAAUUUUGUCAAGGGUAUUUAUGAAGCCGUACGGAAUUCGCCUCAGUGGAAUGAGACGCUGUUUAUUCUGACGUGGGAUGAGCAUGGUGGAUUUGCGGAUCAUGUGCCCCCUCCAAUGGGAGUGCCUGCCGGUGACAGUCUAACAUACACAGAAAGAGCUGCCGAUGGUGGUGACUACAAAUUCCAUUUUGAUCGUCUGGGUGUUCGCGUUCCUACGGUGUUAAUUUCUCCUUGGGUUGGUAAGGGUCUUGUCCAAAACAAGCCGGAUAGAGAUAACGACUUUACCCACACUUCUAUCUUGAAAGUUCUUUCUGAGCUUUGGGAUUUGGAAGUCCUCACGCCUCGCGUGGAAUGGUCACCUUCCUUCAAGCAUUUGAUUACAAGUGAAUACCGGGACGACACACCAGAGUGGCUUCCAGACGCAACGGACUUUUAA